This is a messenger RNA of Poecile atricapillus (Black-capped chickadee), 2581 nucleotides long. RefSeq names its product spindle and kinetochore associated complex subunit 1 (gene SKA1). The coding region runs from base 1454 to 2218 and encodes 254 amino acids. The transcript has 8 exons. Gene Ontology annotation, molecular function: microtubule binding. The record is from RefSeq and is a predicted model, not a curated record. NCBI's taxonomy places the organism in Eukaryota, Metazoa, Chordata, Aves, Passeriformes, Paridae. Gene Ontology annotation, biological process: mitotic cell cycle; cell division; chromosome segregation. Gene Ontology annotation, cellular component: outer kinetochore; spindle microtubule; mitotic spindle.
UCGUACCCCUUCCCCUCAGCAAUCCCUCCUUCCUUCCCGUUCCCCUCAGCAAUCCUUCCUUCCUACCCCUUCCCCUCAGCAAUCCCUCCUUCCUUCCCGUUCCCCUCAGCCGUCCCGCCUUCGUACCCCUUCCCCUCAGCAAUCCUUCCUUCCUUCCCGUUCCCCUCAACAAUCCCUCCUUCCUUCCCGUUCCCCUCAGCAAUCCCGCCUUCCUUCCCGUUCCCCUCAGCCGUCCCGCCUCCCGUCUCGCCUGGCUCCACAACCGAUUCCGCCCCUCCUUCCCGCCCUCCUCAGUGAUCCCGGCUCCCUUCCCUGCUCCUGCCCUUUCUGCCCCCUUUCCCUCAGCAGUCCCGCACCUUCCGCCCUUCCCUUCCCUUCCCGUUGUGGCCAGCGUCCCCGUCUUGCCUCUCGUCCCACUCCCACUGUCUUUUGUGUCUUUUAAUUUUUAUCUCGCCUUUCGUAAACUUAACUUAGGUGACAUUACUUGUAUAAGAGGAGUUUGCCUAGUGAAGGAAAGAAUCUGCUUCAAGUCGUGCGUUAAGAUUACAUCACUAAAUAAAUAUGCAUUAGGUGGGCGGCGAAUAUGCAGUAAGUGAAGAACCUGUUUCGAGUCGUGCGUUAAGAUUACCUCACCUAAAUAAAUAUGCAUUAGAGCUGCUAAAAUCGACAACGCCUUCCGCACUCCCGCUGCCCUCAGACCUCCCGCCUUACGCCCUUCCUCCUAGUCCCUCCAGACUCACAGAAUUACAAAGGUUGGAAAAUACCUCCGAGAUCGUGCCCAACCUAUCACUGAUCGCCUUUUGUCACCCAGACCACAGCACUGAAUGCUAUAUCCAGGCGUUCCUCGGACACGUCCAGGAGUGAGGACUCGAACCCUCCAUGGGCAGCCACAACGCCGUUUCUUUCCACGGGGAAAUUCCUCCUGAAGCCCAACCUGAGCCUCCCCUGGCGCAGCUUGAGACCAUAUCCCCUUAUCCUAUCACUGGCUACCUGGGAGAAAAGACCGACCCUCACCAGGCCUACAGGCUCCUUUAGGACCGCGCAUUCCGCCCCUCUCUCCCCUCAGCGCCGCUCCCGCCCUUCCCGGCCCGCUUUCCCCCAGCGCUGCCCCCGCUCCGCCCUUUCCGCCCGUCCCUCGCGCUCCCCUCAGCGCGCACGCGCCCUGCCCGCCCUCCCCAACGCCCGCCCGAGCGCGGCGGAUUCAAACCGGGGCUGGAACAGCGGCCGGAACCGCGUCCGGAACCGCGUCCUCUCUCCUCCUCCGGCUGAGGUUCCUCCUCCUCCCCGCGGCUGGGAGAGUGGGACGGGGACGAAGCCCGGGAAGCGCUGCGCCAGGUAAAACCUGAGGAGAAACGGGCGCUCGGCGCCGGCCGCAGCCGGGAACCUCCGUCCCCUCAGGGUAUCCCGAUCCGCCUCGGAGUGUCCUGGUUCCGCGCAGCUCCCCCUCAGUGUGAUGAUGAAGGAUAUGGGAUCCUCAGGCCUGGAAGACUUAUGCUCCCACAUCAAUGAGAAGAUUUCAACUAUUAAGAAGUGCAUCCUAUUGAGAGACACAGGCCAGCAUGAAUCCUGCAAGUCUGUGCUCUGUAAAAUACAGCAUGAGGUGGUCCUUGUACAUGAUCUCCUGAAUACAAUGGAGGCUGAAGUUAAACAGCAAGAAAAACUGAAAGAUUUGCUAAAAGAGAUCCAGAAGGCUGCCGAGAAAGAUCAAAAGGAAGCACAGCACCUCCUUGAACACAUUCCACCCUAUCUGCCUAAACCAACCCAGAACUGCAUCACUGUGAAACAUGAAGGACAGCCAAAGGCUGUUGAACCCAAACCUGCACAGAAACACUCGAAAGAGACAAAAGUCAUUAAAGAAGCAGCAUUAAUAACCGCAGAGGAGUUUGAAAGUGUUCCUGCGUAUAUGAAAGGCCGUAUAACAUAUGAUCAGGUUAAUGCAGUUGUUCAACAGAUGAACAAGGCCGUGGUGGAAAAGUACAAGAUCUUUUAUCAGCCUCUGAAGUCUAUGAGUGCACCAGCCAGAAACCUCUACCACAGGUUUAUAGAAGAAGAAACUAAUGAUACAAAAGGAGCAUUUUUUAUUGUGGAGGCUGAUAUCAAGGAGUUCACUCAGCUAAAAUUGGAUAAGCGCUUCCACAGCAUCCUCAACAUCCUGAGGCACUGCCAGAGAGUGAGAGAGCUGCGCAGCUCGAAGCUCAUCCGCUACAUCAUCUGCUAAGGAGCUCCCCAUGUCUGCCUGCCCAGGAGAGAGACCUGUGCUCCUGUCCCCAGACAGCAGCCCUGAGGGACAGGGAGUGGUUUCGGGCACCUACCCUAAAUUAGGAGAGGCAUUUGAGUUUUGUUUGGCGAAGUGUGGAGGGGAACUACCAACCCGAACCAGAAAGGCAACUGGGCACAGGCGGUUAAUCACAUUUUCUCAUCAGCUCAUGAAAGUUCUCUGCACGUUAACACUGCUCCUUUGGUUCUUUUGUGGUUUUGAGUAUUGUAGGUUAGGAUUUUUCCUUUUUUUUCUCCUUUCUCUCAGAGAAUUUUUGUCCCCAUUUGUUGCCUAAGAGAUGGGAACGAUGGAUACUUAAGAGAG